CGCGGGACAGCUUUAAGUUUGAUCGCGCGGUUCUCGACAUCUUCAUUGCUAAAUCAAUCGCGCUCACACAGCUUGAGCUUCGAGCGCUGCGACAUUGAUCUAUAUCUACGCUUCUAAUCCGCCUGAUAAACACAUCCUAGGUCAACACCCCUCGUAUACGCGGCCAGACCCAAAAGAAGAAUGCGCUGAGGCGCUCUCCUCCGACCAUGUCUGAACUGCGCGCACUCGAGGCACUCCAGGCUUUGCACGGCGAGCUGGUUGCUGUGCGCCAACAUCGAUACGAGGGCCUGCAAGUCUUGGAACAACUGCUCGACACGCAAAGCGAUGCAUUCGAGAAACUGAUCGACAAGCCCCCGCGCAACUCGGCGAACAGGGCAGCCUUGGGGACAGGGAAGAUCAAAGUAGGCGAAGACGAGUACGCGGUGAACGAAGAUUUUGUCAAUGACUGCCUCAAGGUCGCAGACGAUCUGGAUCUUGACGAACUUGAGUCGGCGAGGAUACUACUGGACUGCGAUACCGAAGGCGAUCCCGACACUCAGAGUCGACCCUUGUGGGAAUGCGCUGUCAUACGGUUCCACCAGGAACGCCGGUUCCUGCUUGAUUGCAUGCGCCUCUGCCUCGAGAUAGCCGCCGACGAGGAGCUGGAACCGAGCCUGCAGGACGCCUUCGGGGCGAUUGCCGAGGAGAAGGUCUUCUGUGUCCUCCCACCAGGGUCGCGACCCGGAGGCGUUGCCAAGAAGGUCAUUCCGAGGUGCAUGGAAGCCAUGCAGAGCAUCAGGUCCAUGCUGCAGGGCCUGAUGGACAAGGCCGCCGCCCGGAACGUUUUGCAGCAGGCGAGCCUCGUGAGGGCUCCGGAAAACCAAGAGACAUUCGACUUCUCGCGGUCGAGCCUCGUGGAGCAGCAUGAGUGCCUUGCAGCAAUCCUACACGCCGCCGUCGAGAAACGCCAUGCCACGGACAAGGACUUCCAAGACUUCCUCAAGCUUCUUCAAAAAGCUGACAAGUACGACCACUUUCUCGUGCAUUUGUUCCCUGUCCUUGCUGCGUACAUAACCGUUUUCGGCUCGACAGAAGGAAUGGGCGAUCUCCAGCUAUCGCGCCAGCUCAACCAACUCAUCUGCAAGCAAGGCGAUGAGCCCUGGACCCUCCCAUUCCUUGGCGCCGCCGUCCGUGCUUGGUGGAUCGCCGAGUACAGCGGCUGGUACCUGGAUGACACGACUUACGACCUCCAGGGCAUCAACCUGGACGAGGAGGACGAGGAGCGGAACAAGCAGUUCAUGGAGGCGCUAAAGGAGGGGGCGUUUGACUUCAUAUUGUCCGUCGCCGCCGACUGCAGGGCCCAGGAGUGGCAGGACCCAUCACGCCUGGGAAUGCGCCAGUGGUUGCAACGAAAGUCGCCUCCCUUGGCCUCGGACCCUUUUCCUUUCAGCCAUUUUCUCCAGCAGAGCGUGAUGGUGCACCUAGAGGGCUUCGUGGAUGCCGCAAUAUCCAACCUUCCGGACAUGCUCCGCAAACUGAGGGCCGAAGAGGACGAACAACGGCAACUCAGCCAGAACCACGAGCAGGACCUCGAUCUUGAGCGCUUCCUGAUCAUCAUCUCCUAUGCCUAUGAAGGACGGCCGGAUGCUGCCAUGUCGUUCUGGGAAGAUCCGGACAGCAAUCUGGCCGGUUUCCUGCAGUGGGCGUCACGAAGGGCAUCCACUCCGCUCGUCAGCGCAUUUUGCGAGAUGCUGCAGUGCCUCUCUGACAGCGAGGAAUGUGCCACGGCUGCCCACCCUUUCCUGCUCGAUGAGGGUCAUCACUCAUCCGGAAAGAUGAAACGCUCACAGUCUCUGACAUGGUCCCAGAUCUUCAAGGAGCUCGAAUACUUCACAACCAAGAUCCGGGAGAGGCAGACCCCGAACCAGGCGCAGCACAUGUACCGACCCGGCAAACUCGGCUCUGACCUGGCCGAGACGGAGCCCGAGUCGGCAUUGAUGCUGGAGUGCUACAUGCGCUUGAUAGCCAAGCUGGUGACAGAGAGCGAGGUCGCCAGGCAGAGGAUGAUUAUGGACGAGGACCUCAAGCUGGUUGACACCAUAUUUAAACUCUCGGAUGGGCCGCUGCCCUCUCGCCUUCGUGCUGGCGUUUUCUACGUCCUCAAAGCCUUGAUGACGCGCAAGCAAGCUCCCGAGAAUGAAAUACUGUGGCGGUAUGUCGAUGGGUGGGCGACCAACACCCUUAACAACCCCGGAGCCCAGCAAAGAAAUCCUUACCUUGGCCAGCCUUUGAGCCCUCAGGGAUUCAUGGAAGAAACCUUAAACGACCUCAGCAAUGGCUUCGAGGAGUCACACGCCUUCAUCCAGCUGCUCACCGCCCUCUUCGCGCCGCUCGACGGCCCCGAAGGGCUGAACGACACGCUCACCUUCCCAGAAGACCUGGGCAGUAGUGUACGAGCUCCCGGGAUGGAGCCUUACGUCGACUUUGUCUUCCGGCUCCUGUCUCAGAAGGCUCAGGACCUUGCCGACCCUGCGCAGCUCAGAGCAUUGCGCCUCAGUUGUCUGGACUUCGCCAUGACUUGUCUGUCGACAUUCAACGAGGACCUGAUCAUCCUGGGCAAUGAGAGCAACAUUGCCAUUGAUGUCGCAAUGCCGACGACAGACUUGGCCACGUAUGUGCGGCUCCACCCGUUCGCCCGUGUCAUGGAGUGGUUGUUCAACGAAAAAGUUAUCACCGCACUUAUCCGCACUAUCCACCAAGAUCCCAUCAGUUUGGGUAGCGCUUCCCCGGAUUCGCCUCUGGUGCUCAGCAUCUUGCGGGGAAUCCAAGUCAUGAUCAAGGCUCUCGAUCUGCAAGAAACUUAUUUACACCUUGUUCGACCACUUAUCCAGUUGGAACCUGGACGUCGGCGAACUGCUGUGGCAAACGCUGCCUACUCCUCCUUCGAGGACGGCAUCAUAAGCCACCUCGGCCUUGUUGUUGACCUGGGCAAGUACUGCAACCUCGGCCAUGGCGACCUGACGCUGGCUUGCCUGAAGUUGCUUGAAAAGAUCUCCACGUCUCCCAAGAUCAUCUCGGCGUGGAACCCAGAUGCCGGUCGACUGGGCCAACGGAACAAAGCCAUCGUCCAGCUUGAGAGGGAUGGCGAGGGCCAAAGCAUUGCCGCUUCGCUCGCUGCUCAAAUUUCGGCCAGCUUGGAUCCAGUGUUAGAGGCCGAGUCGGAGCGCUAUGUGGUCAAGCUAUUCAUACUCGAUUUCCUUUACGAGUGCCUCAAGGCGACACCGGAUCAACCGACCAUUGCACAUCUGCUGCUUGGCUUCCACUGCGAGCAUAACAAGCUCACCAUCGAGCCGAGAGGGGCAUUCGACACGCAACGAUCUCUUUUCCACAGUCUCCUCAACGUCAUUAUCGGAAUCUCUGUGUACGAAGAGGAGCAUGGCAUGCGCGGCUAUCUGAUCACCUUGAAAUAUCGGAUCCUGCGCAUCCUGCAGGCUCUCUGGAAGUCGCCGUUGUCUGCAACCCUGGUCAUGGAUGAGCUGAGGGCGACAAACUUCCUCUUCCACAUGUUGCUCAAGGAGGUCCAGAUCCAGCCAGAUCUGCGGUGGGACGAUCUUGAGGCGAGCAACCCCGAGUUCCUCCUUUCUGAUGCCUCUGUGGCAUACAUUGAUUACCUCGGCGCUCGGGCGAUGGUUUUCGAGUACAUCGGCAAGGAACUCUGCAGCGUCUCGCAAAACAGGAUACCGUCUAUCAAGCGCCAGAUUUUCGAUGCGUUGAAUGGGCAGAUCAAAAUGGAUGACGGCGAACCGUUGAGCCUCGCUAAUAUCUUUGAUCUGUUCGACUUCUUGAACCCAGAUGCUACUUGGAGCGUCCCUCCGCCCCAAUUUGUCUUCUACAAAGACCUCGAUCUCAAGCCGUCGGCCGUUGAACACUCAGAGGCUGGGUUGCAGUACAACAUUCACAAAGUGCGGGAGACCAUCGCGUUGAAGCGAAAUGAGUUCAGGGACACGCUUCAGGUGGCGCCGCAACAGCACCUGGACGCUAUUGAGUCUGAAGAGACGCUGCUGGUGGAGUACUUGACCUUCACCAACCGCCAGAACCUGUUCACCGCCUCGAGGCUCACCCUGCUCAGAGCAUGGGUCAACCUGCUCCUGGUCAUGUUCGAGGCCAACGAUUUCAAGGGAACGCCCAAGAUGGCAUUCCUGCUGCAAGCACUGCAAGCCAUCCUCCCGGUCUUGGAGGCCUACAGCACCUUGAGCCCGGCCGAGGCGUUUGAGCUUGCAAGAGUUGCGAAGGUGCUCCUCUUCAAGCUCGACAUUUCAGACGCCGACGACGGCACGGCAUCCGUCCUGGACAAGGAGAAGUUUACCGUCGGUAACCUCGUCAGCGACAAGCUCUUCCAGCUUUUCCAACUCUGCCUCAGGUCCAUUGGCAGGUGGGCCGGUAGCGCCGAGCUCCGCGCACUAUAUUACGGCAUCUGCUACCGCUACCUCACGGCCGUCGUCGACAAACACACGGCAUCCGCCGCCGCUCACAAGCGCAGCACCCGCAGCCUCGCGACGGCCCGCACAAAGACGCUCAAGGCGAUCCAAGUCGACGGCAACCGCCUCCUCAACGUAAUCUGCGACGACGCCUACGGCAGCGACACAGCGUGCCAAACCGCCGCGACCAUCCUCCUCUCCGCCCUCGUCCACACCUCCCGCCGCUCUCCCUGCCCGCCCUCCGACGACGACACCCAACUCAUCGACUCCCUCAACCGCCUCAACUUCAUCGGCGUGCUCGUCGACUCGCUGAAAACCAUCCUCGCCGACUGGCUCGCCGUCAUCUCUCCCACCACCUCCUCUGACACGACCACCCCCGCCUACCAGCAGGUUGCCGAAGCCGAGCAAUACAUCAACGCCAAACUGGCUUUGCUCUUACAAAUCGCCCAGACACGCCACGGCGCAAAGUACGUGCUCCAGGCGAAUCUGUUCCGCGCGCUCGAGCUGUCGGGCGUCUUCGAUGCCGACCCGGAGCUGCUCCUGGUCAACAACAAUCACGAUACGCAAGGUUCCAUCAAUAACACGCGCGCGCUUGAGCGGCAUUAUGCCCUGCUCGUGGCGCUGGCGAGGAUUGUCGGGGCAGCGGUACUGGCGAGGGGGGCGCAUAAUGUCGUGCAAGGCCGGAGGUUCCUGACGCAGCAUCGCAUGCUGGUCGUGCACACACUCAAGAGGAGCGCGGGAAUUGGGAUGAUGGGUAAUGGCAAUGCCGCUAGGGUAAUGAUGGCACCGGGUGAGGGGUUGUUGGGUGUGGUUGGGGUAAAUGGUGGUGGUGCUCGUCGUGCGGGUGAUAAGGAGGUGCAGGCGGCACUGGAGGAGAGGAUUGAGGAGCUCGCCGAGGCGUUUAUGCUGCUGAUCACCGCGACGGGGUUCUUGGAGUUUGAGACGGGCCAAGUUCCUGCUGAGAAGCCGAGGGGAAGCACGACACUUUUCCAUUGAAGAGGCACUGAGGUGGACUAUCGAGGUACACUUCGUCAGGCCAUUGGCUAGUGUAAGGGAAGUGUAGGAAUUAUGGUGGGGCAAAAGGGAAGGGGACUGUCUGGUAUUAGAUGGUUAAUCACAUCCUCUCACAAUGUUGGGAUAGAGGAAAGUUGAGCACCUGUAUUCUUGUCUGUCUAGCGAUUGUCCGUUUUGGGGACGUGAAUGACCCAGAGGGGUGAAGUUCCUGUUUGAAGAAUUGGCAUGUUGAGUCUUCCCAAGCACCGCUGGUGAUUCUCAGUAAUCGGCCAUCGAGGAUUUGCAAGGAGGAGAAAUGGAUCCUACUUCGCGAUCGCUUGGACAACUCCACGAAAUCAUGGUGUAAAUAUUGGUGGAAACAAAACGACCUGCGUCACUAACCCAGUCCUUAUCCAUGGUCACCACCCAGUUCUAAUGCCAGAUCAUAUU
This is a messenger RNA of Parathielavia appendiculata, 5900 nucleotides long. RefSeq lists its product as uncharacterized. Gene Ontology annotation, molecular function: structural constituent of nuclear pore. Lineage: Eukaryota; Fungi; Ascomycota; Sordariomycetes; Sordariales; Chaetomiaceae. The transcript has 4 exons. Gene Ontology annotation, cellular component: nuclear pore inner ring; nuclear pore. Bases 207 to 5453 code for a protein of 1748 amino acids. Gene Ontology annotation, biological process: nuclear pore organization. The record is from RefSeq and is a predicted model, not a curated record.